Gamsiella multidivaricata is the source of this 2708-nucleotide messenger RNA. RefSeq names its product mediator of RNA polymerase II transcription subunit 1-domain-containing protein. Lineage: Eukaryota; Fungi; Mortierellomycota; Mortierellomycetes; Mortierellales; Mortierellaceae. Gene Ontology annotation, cellular component: mediator complex. Gene Ontology annotation, biological process: regulation of transcription by RNA polymerase II. Bases 259 to 2430 code for a protein of 723 amino acids. Gene Ontology annotation, molecular function: transcription coregulator activity. The transcript has 9 exons. The record is from RefSeq and is a predicted model, not a curated record.
AUUUCUUUGUCCCUGCAGCUCAAAGAAAGCAAUGCACCCUCAGCACUCGAGCUGUUUCUAAUGAGCUACCAUACUUCUAUGAGGUUCCUAUCCGUCUUUAUUUAAUAAGCAUUUUGGUUACCAACCGAGACGCGUGCUGCCCUUUUUUUUGUCGCAGUGCGUCUUGUGCUCCGUGCGCCUCACACACGUGAUAUCCUUAUACAUUGCCACAAAACUCUUUGUCUGGCAUCGGUCCCCUGUUCCUCUCGACGACGCAGGAUGCCCAACUCGACAAACGCGACAACAGUGCAGGAGCACCUGCGCGAGCUGCAGUCCUUGGUUCAGGACUCACUCAAGCAAUGGAAUCUCGCCACCACCACGGCUGCUGCAACGGCGCUCGCGGCACAGAGCAGCCCGAAUCGGAUGUCCAAUGACCUACAUCCACUCGGACCGGUCCAAGUAGGAACUCUCCAACGGGAUUACAAGGAAAAGAUCGCGGCUCUUCGUGCCAUCUGUCUCUCCUUUGCUCAGGGACCCCUACAUCACUCGUUGAACGGAGGUGAUUCUUCCAGUGCACCGACUUUCCGGAAAUAUUCUUCGCUCUUGAAGGAAGAGACGGUACUGGAUGAGGCCGUACAUUCUGUAAAAACAAGCUUGAAGCAAUGCCAGAAAACACUUUGUGCAGCAUCGCAGGACGGUAAUAUCAAGACAGAGCAUCUGAUCAGCACCAUUCGGGAUAUGGCCACUGACCUUGGACUGGAAUGCUAUUUGGAAACAGGAUCGAGGACCGAGGGACUGCUACCAGUGUCGACGUUGACUAUCGGAGGAAACGUGAUUGUCAUCGAUAUCGAUGUCGAUAGCGCUGGAGCAAUUCUGAGAAUCAAGGUCUCUUAUGCAUCAGAGAUCCAUCAGGACGAGAGGAUCGACCGAUUACUGGCGCAAAACCUGCGUUGCAAAUGCGGAAAGCUUAUUCAGUCAGUACCGGAAAAAGGAAAGGCAGCAGAGGCUAGUCUUACACACUUGCCCGAUUGCAGUCGCGACUUCAAGACAUUUUCGAGAAAUCUGAAGGCGCUGGCGACCCUCGACAGUUUUUCAAAGAAAUACCCGAACGUUGAUUUCUUCCACAAUAUUCGCUCCAUGGAUAUGGACCUCAAGGAGCUGUUCAAGCGAGAAAUGAGUAUCACAGGGCGAGACCUACAUCGUGUGUUUACACAAGGACAUGGAAUUCCUAUGAUGCAUGCUGUCUUGGCGGGACCGUCUAUCGCUUACUGGGCAUCCAAAGAGGACCUUCUCGACGUAUCUUGGGAAUAUUUAGCGACGGCCGUUGAACAAGGUGCCAACGAUAGAAUCAAGAUUCCCUUCCACCGAAUUUGCAUCGCUAUGGAGGAGUCAACAACGUCUUCGGCAGGAUGUCUACCGUUAACGCGCUCGGGGUUUUUGUUGUCGGAAGAGGAGACGCAUAGCCUGAGCACCGUACCAUAUGGAUCCAUCAUGAAUGACCAGGGCAGUGUCAAUGCAACAACGAUUCUACAGCAGCCAUUGAAGUGGAUCGUACCAAGCACAGACCCAGCAGUCGAGGCAGCCUAUAUAGCAGUACUUCAUCCACCAGUUGUCGUAGCAGAGGAAGUGGCGAAGCAGCUGGCUGCUCUUUCGAACCAGGCGGGAUUGAACACAACAAUGGGGUCCCAUAAAGAUCCGGGCUAUCUUUCAUUGCAGGAGCGUCUGAUCAAUCAGAAUAUCGAGCAGACACAAUGGGAGAUCACCCUCGACCAGGGACCGAAUACUGUGCGGCAAUUUUACUCGUUCGACAGAACCAAAAAUGAGGCUCGCUUAAUCCACAGGAUUCCUUUCGCACACAUUUCUCAAAUCUAUAUAUGCACAAAGCUACUACGGCAACAAAUGGCGUUCAACACUUUGUUUCAAAGCUGCUUCAAGGAGACGACCCCUAUCGAUGAGACCAAACAGCGCAUGGCAACCAUCCAUCCUGGCAACAAUAAUGACGACAAGAGUUUGGAAGUCGCGAUCGUUAUCCAGACACCACAACCACCGAACAUGAUCUUGGCGUCGUUCCUGAACCCUUACACAGAGACCAGUAUGCUAGUCGAGAUUCUAAUCGAUGCAGGUUCAGGACUGCCCUCUGUGAGAUUUAUGAACGGGGUAUCGGCAGCAGGCAACACAGGCCUGAGCAUGGGCUACAACGGCGCUAGCAGCAUGGGCGAUCAGCAUCAGCAACAACAACAGGAUCAGCAGUUUUCAGUGGAGGGCGAAACAUUAAGACGGGUACUGCAGACAUGCGACAGUAUCCCGAUUUUGGUCCGGUGGAUUCUAAAGCGGUCGCUAGUAUGGAUGAAGGAGAGACAUCAUCAUCAGGGCAAAGCGCCUUCUCAUCUUUUACGAAGGGCGUCCACAUACACCGAGGAGGGCGGGAUCCUUAAGAAGCCCCGUGUAUGAAUGAUCUAUCACAAUACAAGCAACACAGCUCGCUUGUAUUUUUUAACAUUGACUUUACCAUUAUGGUUGUUGUCGCUAUCAUGGAUAUUGAUAUUGGUUAAUGGGUCUGUGAUUGCCUGUGGCAUUUGAUAAGUAUGCGAAAAGGUGCUUUAUUCUUCGUCGUCGCUACUCGAAUCGUAUGCUACUAGACUGAGCAGCGCAUUGGGCUUUGGUUUUGCUGCAGCCGUAUCGACUUUUGGCCGCUUGCUCUCUGGAUCUUUGUCAGCCAUUGAUUUAUU